AUGCAUAGAAGCCAAGAGGAAGAUGUUAGUGAAAAUUUACCAGGCUUGGUAUGUACUCCGGGCGAGAAGACUACGACACAAGUGAUUCAUUCAGAUCGAACAGAUACUUUGGUACCGGCACAGCUUACUGUGAUGGAGCAAAAUGCUCUACUGAAGUAUAGUUUUGUUGUUUUUGAGCCUGUAAAAAACUGUUUAGCUUAUGAUAUACCGGCACAUGGAGAUUUGCUGACAAAAUUGAUCAGAAAUGGUCCAAAACAAUAUCCUUUUAAAUUUGACGAACUCAGAGACAUCCUUCUUCGAGGUUCACGAAUUUUCCUUGCAGAACCCAGUCUGCUGGAGGACCGAUUUCCGAAAAAUAUCUUUCUGUGUCGCGGAAAUCACGAGGAGGAAUCGCUAAAUCGUGCAUACUCGUUUCACGAUGAAGUUUGCAGCAGAUUUCCAGAUAAUCCGGGUAACCUCAUUCUAUUUUAA
Gongylonema pulchrum is the source of this 471-nucleotide messenger RNA. The record is from the annotation of a GenBank genome assembly. NCBI's taxonomy places the organism in Eukaryota, Metazoa, Nematoda, Chromadorea, Rhabditida, Gongylonematidae.